CGCGCUAGGACGAGAUUCCGUGGAUGUGAACGUGCGUGCCGUUGCGCGUGCGUAGUAUCAGGGGCAAGUCAGGGCUGAGGGGGUGGCCAUGGCGGCGCAGUGCUCCGGUUUGGUGCGACGGACUCUCCCGGCGAUCGCCCUUUCGCUGCGGACCUCUUCUAGACUCCUCUGUACAGCAGCAAAACAGAAAAAUAAUGGCCAGAACUUAGAAGAUGACUCGAGUCAAAAUGAACAGAAGACAGAUAGUACCUCUACAGAAAAGACACUAACUGAAGAGAAGGUCAAAUUAGAAGAACAGCUGAAAGAAACUUUGGAGAAGUACAAGCGAGCCUUAGCAGAUACGGAGAACUUGCGACGGCGAAGCCAGAAAUUAGUAGAAGAGGCAAAAUUAUAUGGUAUUCAAGGUUUCUGUAAAGAUUUAUUAGAAGUUGCUGACAUUUUGGAAAAGGCAACAGCAAGUGUCCCAAAAGAGGAAAUAAAGGAAGAAAACCCACAUUUGAAGAACCUGUAUGAGGGUCUUGUCAUGACUGAAGUCCAGAUUCAAAAAGUGUUCAAAAAGCAUGGUUUGCUCAAACUAGAUCCUGUUGGUGCCAAAUUUGAUCCCUAUGAACAUGAAGCCUUGUUCCAUACUCCAGUAGAGGGGAAGGAGCCUGGCACCAUUGCACUAGUAACCAAAGUUGGGUAUAAGCUACAUGGGCGAACCUUGAGACCUGCUUUGGUAGGUGUGGUUAAAGAACCGUAGCAGUCUAACUUUCUAACUCUUCCCCACGCUCGAAUGUGAUACGGCUUAUUAAAUGGAUAUUUUCCCCUUCAAACACUUUUCACGUUUUCUCACUCUUCAUGGAAGUAACCAGUGGCUCAACAGAAAAUUCACCCAGUCUUGAAAUUGCAUUAUUUAAUGAACUGAACAAUUUGGAAAGUCUGCAAAUCGAUUUUAGUGUUGUAUAUUUAAAGAGCAGAGCCUCUGAGGCACUCUUGUACUUGUAUAGUAUCUUGAAUAAUGUUUUAUCUGUUAAUAACCCUGGCUACUUACAAGGUAUGUUCAGUGAAUAAAUCGUCUCCAGGAAUUCUGCAGUGUGGCUGGCCAGACAGA
Molecule: messenger RNA, 1093 nt
Organism: Phascolarctos cinereus (koala)
Lineage: Eukaryota; Metazoa; Chordata; Mammalia; Diprotodontia; Phascolarctidae
Gene: GRPEL1
Product: GrpE like 1, mitochondrial
Biological process (GO): protein folding; protein import into mitochondrial matrix
Cellular component (GO): PAM complex, Tim23 associated import motor
Molecular function (GO): adenyl-nucleotide exchange factor activity; protein homodimerization activity; protein-folding chaperone binding
Source: RefSeq, a predicted model, not a curated record